Amoebophrya sp. A25 is the source of this 947-nucleotide messenger RNA. The record is from the annotation of a GenBank genome assembly. NCBI's taxonomy places the organism in Eukaryota, Dinophyceae, Syndiniales, Amoebophryaceae.
GUGCUAACAAUUUUUCUGUGGCACCACGCGCCGCAGGUCUUGUUGCUUCUUUCUAGAUAGAAGCCGGCGGACCUACCAAACGACUGGUCGUGGUUUAGCAAGCCUUGAAAUAAUCAAAGUCUCGGUUGUCCUUGUCAAUGGAAGAAUCGGUGAUGUCCUUUAUCUAUUCUGUACCUCUUCAUACUCCCCUAUGUUCUUCUUGCCCCUUUGUGAUAUUAAUCAACACGCAUUUCCUUCUUAUGAUUUUGAUAUACUUGUUACCAAUACAUUGAUAACGAUGGACAACUUACUGUAAUUGUAAUGUAGUUACAAUUUGACAACGAAGAGGAAAAUAAAGAGGUAAAAAGACAGUAAACGACGGUAGGCUUUCGAUGAUGAAUAUAGAGCAUCAAUACGACUAUGACGAAAUGUGCUCGUGUGCGGUGCUGUACGACGAAGAACUGCGGAGGCUAUAGCCAUAGGUGGAAGAUCGUGCUGUGCAGUGGACGAGGCAGCUCAGUGCCGUGAACGAGGUCAUAACCAUGGAGUCGCCACCCAUUGCACCUGAGAAGGGCGGGCCGCUGAUUGCACCUGAUAAAGGUGCGGCGCCGAUGAUACCUCAACCGAUGAUACGUGAGAAAGGUGUGGUGCCGAUGAUACCUUCGAGCGAUGGGCGACAGCCUAGCAGUGGCGGGCCUGAGAAUGGCGCUGCGCCGCAGCCGCCGCUGCCUACGCCUCAGCCGGAAGCUCCACAGAAAGGAAAGCAGCAGUGGGCGAAGCAACAGCCUCAAGUAACCGUGCUGAAGGGGCCAUCGUCGAUGCAGCGGAAUUCACAAGUGCAGCAAGGGGCGUCGAAGUACGCGGCCCAAGAUAAACAAUCGACUUAUAUGUCAGGCUACGGCGCGGGCGCUGGACGCGCGUCUACCAAAAAGGGAGGCUACGGCGGUGGACCCCCAUCUCAGCUCAAG